Molecule: messenger RNA, 1281 nt
Organism: Vigna unguiculata (cowpea)
Lineage: Eukaryota; Viridiplantae; Streptophyta; Magnoliopsida; Fabales; Fabaceae
Product: PPPDE putative thiol peptidase family protein
Biological process (GO): protein deubiquitination
Molecular function (GO): deubiquitinase activity
Source: RefSeq, a predicted model, not a curated record
CUUUUCAACACACCCAAGACCACACCAGCUCAUGUUUCAGGCACAAAAGUAAUUUCACUCCAAAUCACAAUUCUUUUAUAAAUACAUUUUCAUGCGUAUGUAACACACUAUAUAUGCUCCCAAUUCACACACACACACGCUCACCGCCACCACCGCCACCACCCACCGCCGGUGGAACCCACCAGCCAACGCAACCAGGACCUUCUCAUUCCUUUCCUCUUUCUCCUCAUCUUCCUCAUCUUCCACAACCCAUUUUCCAUUUCUUAGAAAUUCGCAUACCCAAUUGGGAAAAGCAAACACCUUUGUUGAUACGAUACUCUGUGGUGAGAAAAAGCCUUCACCUUCAUUUCAUCUCGUAUUGAACUCUGCGUUUUCUUCUUCUUCUUUUUUUCUGCCGGGGCGAUGAAGUAGUUGACGUUUCGCGAAUCAAAAACGACGCGCCGCCGCAGAAUGCUGUGCAGGAAGAGCUCAAAAAACGGCGUCGCUUCGGGAUCGGUCCCGGUGUACCUCAACGUCUACGAUCUGACACCGAUGAACGGUUACGCUUACUGGUUCGGCCUCGGAGUGUACCAUUCCGGCGUGCAAGUUCACGGAGUUGAAUUCGCGUUCGGAGCUCACGAGUAUCCGUCGACGGGGAUAUUCGAGGGAGAACCGAAGAGGUGCGAAGGUUUCUCUUUCAGAAAAACGAUUCUGAUCGGAAAAACCGACAUGGGACCCGGUGAGGUGAAGACGGUUAUGGAAGAACUCGCGGCGGAAUACAGAGGAAACGCUUACAAUCUCAUCACAAAAAACUGCAACCAUUUCUGCAACGAUGCUUGUCUAAGACUCACCGGAAACCCGAUCCCGAGUUGGGUCAAUCGUCUUGCCAGAAUCGGUUUUUUGUGCAAUUGUGUUCUUCCUGUGACACUGAACUCAACAAAAGUUAGGCAUCACAGAAUGGAAGAGAAGCCAUGUGAGGGAGAGAAGGAAGCGUUAGCGAGUGAGGGAAAGAAAUCAAAUUCUUCACCAUCCCCUGCGAGAGGGCGCAGGGGAAGGAGUAGAACCCGACGCUCUCUCCCUCCACCGUCACCGUUGAUUGUUGGGUCUUCUUCAUGAUCAUCAUCCUGAAUGCCCAAAAUCUUUUUUUCUUUUUUUUCUUUUUUGAUUUGGCCAAUUACAGUGAAGUUGCUCGAUCGAAGAAAAGCAACAGAUUGGAUUCUGAGUUUAAAAUUGUUUUUCUUCAUUCUUUACAUCCAAUAACAUUAUAAAAAUACCAGCCAGGAAUCCCGGAUUCAAAAUCUA